Molecule: messenger RNA, 2194 nt
Organism: Seminavis robusta
Lineage: Eukaryota; Bacillariophyta; Bacillariophyceae; Naviculales; Naviculaceae
Source: the annotation of a GenBank genome assembly
AGCUAUUAGUCAGUACUUGGAGUAACUACUAGCUACGGUGGUUCUCAGGGGGUGGAGGAAUCCAUUGCCCAGCAUUGUCCACCUCCAGGCUCUUGGUUAGGAUCCAUUGCUUACCACUGUUUCUUGACUGCAAGGUGCCAUUGUUUUACCACUGUUGACGUCUAUUGUGACCUUUGUUUACCGCUCUCUUGACCACUGCUUACCACUGUCAUACUCUGCCCGGGCAACUCAACCACUCUCUCACCGGAACUAUGACACACAAAUGCAUAAAAGUGCCCGCGCUGAUCCAUUUAUUUCACCAUCCCCCAGAAGGAAAGGGGGGGGGUAGAGCAUACUACUACUACUGUAGCUAUUAGCUAUUAAUAAAAUAGUAGUAGAAUACUGGUACACGCAGGGUCCCUCCCCCAACAUUUCCGCAUUAUUAUUGCAGUUUUGGACCCUCCAGAUCCACGCAUCUCGACAAAUCCGUGCACUUCGGUUUUGGUUGGUUUGGGUUGAUGCCAAGGUCCAAGAAGAGAGCAAGGAAGAUCUCCUAGCUAGAACGUAUUUUGCAGGUCUACCCUAUUCUAUCCGUUGGAAUGCCUAUUGGAGAAACAAGAGCGAGGUUGACUACGGGCAGUGCAGCCCUUCGAGGUCUUUGCUUCUAUUUGGCCGGCAAUUUUGUCUACGUCCAUUGGAUGGUAUUUCAAGAUUGGUCCAAGGAUAACGCUAGAUACAUACAAGAAGUGGAAGUCAAUCCUCCCGAGUUGGAAAGAAUAAACGCUGACCUGUUUGGAGUUUCUGACUUGGCUGGUUUUCCCAGUUCGAAUGAGAUUGAAAGUCUGCUGGAAGAUAUCAAAGUGAUUCCUCAACGGUCGCUCGAUGAUAAGGUCGUCACCGUGUUGGAGGAAUACAGUGCAUUUCUGUCCAACGCUACUACUAUAACCGAUGAUGACGACGAAGCUACGAUUCUCAGUGCUGGAAGUCAAGCGAUUGAACGACUGAAACUAGGAAAGUUACUACAAUCUGCUUCCUUGUCCAAAUUAUCCGGUAGCGAAUUGGAAAAUCUCUUCAAGUUUUCGCUGUCCGAGUUGCAAGGAAUGGUCAGGGACAAGAAGCGUAUCCAAUGGGACUCUGUCAGAAAUAUCCUCGUGGAUCCCGAAACUCCCUUUCCCGAAAAAGAAAUAGUUACCGCAGAAGAUCUCCAUGACUCUUUGUGUGUCCUGGAGGAGCUGCCAGAGUUGACUAUGGAAGCACUGGAUGAGGAGGACGACGACGAUACUGCUGUACUAGUGGACGAAGAAGAAGACGAAGAAGAAAACGACAACCCGCAAGAUGAUGACGAGGAAGAAGACGAAACAGCCGACCUACUUGCUCAAUACGCCCAGGAAGAAGACCUGGAAUCCAUGCUUUCCUCUACAGCGGCUUUGUUGGAGGACAGUCGAAAGGACCCCACAGAAAUGUGCCAAAACUUUUCAGAGGUUUCUUCCUCUGUCACCAAGGGCAAGAAACAAAUGGAAGAAGGAUUCACUGAAGCCAAUGGAAUCAUUGAGAAUGCCUCCCAAGAGGAGAAUGAAAGAACACUCGCUUUCAUUGACGAACUAGAACAAUCACCAAAUGCAUAUGAUGACGAGGAAGGAGGCUCUUCUUGCCCGGGGGAGACCAGUGACGACGACGUCCGUGAAUUGGUGGAAGCUGGUUUGAACGCUCUCAAACGUCAUGAAGACGUGCGACCUGCACUUUUGAACAUACUCAAGCAAGUGGAUCCGGAUGCGGCCGAAAACUUGAUUCUGGAUGCGGAUUUCCGUACCGAGGCGCCCUUGCCUACCAAGACUCCAGUAGACUUUCGACUGCGCGCAUUGGUGGAUUCUCCAUUGCUACGAAACUUUGCAACGUCGGUGGAUAAAUUGUUGGACAUUGUGAGCGGAUACUACGACCCACUAGAUCAAAAAAUCGACCAACUCACGGAACGGCUCGUCGUAGAAUCCCCGUGGUCGACGAACGAGGAAAAGAACCUGUCAUCGCUGGGAGGAGUCUUUGUGUCGACCGUUUGGGAAUGGAGCGGGCAAAUAGCCAUCCCCAUACCACAAGUGCUGCGAGCGUUCUUGGAAAAGAGGGAACGAGGGCGUGCGCUCCUGGCCUUUCUCUCCUAGCCAGAGCUACGGUGCGUGAUGUUGUUCUAGUAAUAACUCUAGCUUCCUGCUUCCUCGUCCUC